AUUCAGAAGAACUCGGUUAGCGGUGAUUGAGGUCUACCUACCCAGUACUAUUGCGUGCGAGAACAUCUCGAUCGGAUCAUCUAAUAUCCUGUUUCGUCUCUGAGCCAUCGCUCUCCUCUGUCGGUGUUGCGGACAAUUUUUUCUGUUCUCGUGUACACGCAAUUGCAUCCUAUACACGCAUACGAAAUGGCGACUACCACUAGAGUGUUUGUCAAGUCUGAGGCGGAAUAUGGCUGUGAACAUCUAGCGGCUGUCCUUGGGAAGGAUGAAAGCACUGCUGCGCAGUUCCGAGAAUCAUUCGCCAAGUCUCACGCUGCUAUUGAAGCGCGAAAGAAGAGUGCUUCUGUCCACAAGGCAUCUACUCCCAAGACUAUUUUUUCUCUCAGACCGACAUAUCAUUGUCUGACCUGUUCGGAAACCUGUGACAACGGCGGCAGGCACGCCCACUCUGAGAAGACAGGUCAUAAAUUCUAUUUGGAAUCGAGAAACUGCAAUCUCUUCUGUCAGGGAUGCGAUGAUCUCGUCUAUGACGGAGGCCUGGAACGCUUGCUCGCGAUGGGUUGCCCUCUCAAAGCUUCGAAAAAGCGGAAAUUCAGCGACAGUUCCGCCGAUCAAGUCUACGUUAGAGCUAACGCGAACAAACGACCCUGUGGCAGGGAAGGCGCCAGGGGUAUAUAUAACCUUGGUCAAUCUUGUUAUAUGAACGUCAUCUUGCAGGCCCUUCUUCAUGACCCAAUACUAAACACGUAUUUCCUUGGCAAUGGCCAUCAAGGGCAUGAAUGCCUGUGGCCUCGUUGCAUGGCAUGUCCGCUGGCUGACGCUUUUGCCGAUGCUAACAAUACCGAGAAGAACGAGGCAUUCACGGCAGUCCAGCUGAUGUACGCCUUAUGGAACACUAGUGUGUCUUUACAAGGCUACCGGCAACAAGAUGCCCACGAGUUCUAUCAGUUUCUCGUCGACAGGCUGCAUGCUACUGCUGAGGGACACGCCGACGGCAUGAAUGAAGAUUGUCCAUGCUUCUUCCACAAAGCUUUCUAUGGGAAACUUCGGAGCACCGUCACCUGUGACAACUGCGGCAAUGUUACUCGCACUGAAGACCCCAUCAUGGACCUCAGUCUUGAUGUGCAGACGCGGGCGAAGAAGCACGCACUGGGUGGGCAGGAUACUCCGUCUACGCCAACAUUGCACGGCUGUCUGGAAAGAUUUACUUCUCCAGAGAGGCUAUCGGCAGGAAUGUACAACUGCAGUGAAUGUGGUGGGGCAGGUCAAAAAGCGACUAAGCAGCUGAGGAUCAAGAAGCUGCCAGCGAUUCUGUGUAUGCAGCUGAAGCGCUUUGGACAUUCAGAGGCUGUUUCGGAGAAACUUGAGGGCAGGGUGAACUUCCCGCUAUCCAUCAACAUGCUUCCUUACACGACCAAGCCAAACUCGCAAAAGGUGCCCAAGUCAAAAUACAUGUAUGACCUGUCCACCGCUGUUAUCCACAAGGGCCAACUCGACACGGGACAUUACUACGCAUAUUGUCGACAAGGCGAACAGUGGAUGCUUUUCAACGACGAUCAGGUAACUCCCGCAGGGGAAGCAGACGUGCUGAAUGCAGAUGCGUAUCUUCUUUUCUACAACUUGCGCUCUCUCACGGCCAAGGUGGAUGACCAUAACCAGAGCAAGAGCCAGGGCCACUGAGGUCUCUAUUCUAUUUCCUGUGAAUCCUGAUGCAGUCAUUUUCUUUUCUUGCUCGCGCCGGGUACAUGGUUAGGCGUUGAGAUUCUAUGUAAAUCAUGGAGCAUCUCGGUUCGGUGCUGGUUGGCGUUGUCCGGUACAAUACCCAGUGAACGAACCCAUUUUAUUUCGGGG
Molecule: messenger RNA, 1851 nt
Organism: Paecilomyces variotii
Lineage: Eukaryota; Fungi; Ascomycota; Eurotiomycetes; Eurotiales; Thermoascaceae
Product: ubiquitin carboxyl-terminal hydrolase
Exons: 7
Coding region: 187-1680 (497 amino acids)
Biological process (GO): protein deubiquitination
Molecular function (GO): cysteine-type deubiquitinase activity
Source: RefSeq, a predicted model, not a curated record